This is a messenger RNA of Caenorhabditis briggsae, 846 nucleotides long. The record is from RefSeq and is a predicted model, not a curated record. NCBI's taxonomy places the organism in Eukaryota, Metazoa, Nematoda, Chromadorea, Rhabditida, Rhabditidae. The transcript is spliced from 4 exons. The coding region runs from base 1 to 846 and encodes 281 amino acids.
AUGCCCGGAAAAGUCACCAUCGAAGUCAAAGACGUCGGAAAUUAUUAUGCGGACUGGGGCCGUGUGGACUAUAUAUCUGAUUUGGCAUGGAAACAACGUGAUUGUGUUCUGGCGCUCGGCAAAAACGAAUUCCAUAUGAAAUACACCUCCUUCUUCCUGAAGGCUCGUAAAGUGAACCUAACAAAACUCGACUUCAGAGAUAAAGAGCUCUGGGAGGAAAAGUUAGAGGAGAUGAAAGACAAACGAGUGGCCAUGAUUGCAACAGAUUUAUUCUUGGAAUCAAAGAUGCGAGUUCCGAAAAAUGUUAUCGUCUAUUGGCCACCAGAGGAUCUGAACGAUAUAUCGAAAAUUUUCGAGCUCAUCUACAAGACAGCUGAAGAGAAGAGAAGAACUUACAAAGUUACAUUCUUUGUUUCUGUCAAGGACGAUGCUGAUUACAAGACUGCGCUGAUUGAAGAGAUGGAAAAGAGAAAGGUCAGGGUACCUAGCUGGCUUAGAGAAAGCCUUGUAAAGAGCCUUGAACCAACAAAGAAGUCUGAAGAUGAAAAAUGCGAACGCACGUCUGUGGACUCGGAACUCGAUUCCGCAUCCUCAUCUUCCUCAUCAGAAUCUUCUACUCGGAAAAGAUAUAAUGAAUACGGAUAUAUCUAUGAUCCGAAAUGGAAUAUGUACAAUGGAAUUUUCUCGCAGGCCUUCUGGGAUGCAUGUCGGCCAGGAAACAAGCACCUGAUUCCAAGGAAAGUGAAGCCCAGUUAUUGGGGGACUUACGUUCAAAAAGAGACCUCUCUCGUGAGAAUGGCCGAUGGAUCGUUCCGUAUCCCAAAUCCAUACGAAAAUGAUGAGUGA